GUCUAUGUUUAUCUUAGUUACGCGUUUCUGUGACUUCAGUCUACGAGAUGGAGGUGCAUAGAAGAACCAUGCGCGCUGUUGUUGUUCUCUUGUUUUGGUUGAGCAUUGUCUUUGGGCAACGCUCAAGACCAAGAGAAGAUUACACACUAGAUGGCGAAUGUUUGAAAGAUGACUUAAUAAAACAAAAUGAGCGUUUGAGUUUUUGCUUAAAUGGAAGUAAUCUGGCCAUAGGAAGCCAAAACCUUUGUGUAAAUAUGAAUCAAGAAAAGAUAUAUAUCAAAAGUUUCGCUGUGUACUUUCCAAAAAAAAGUGACCUAUGUAAAUCAAUAAGUGUAUAUACUCAUAAAAUGUCUAUAGCUUCAUGCAUUCAUAAGAAAGACCCUGGGAUGGCAAGAGAUAUUGUUAUGCCUUUCUUCAAUGCACUGAGUGGACGAACACCAGCAGAAUUAGUACACCAUCGAGAGACUAUUCAGAGUCCUUUUGUGCUCUCCAAGAUGAAACCAAAGCCUGAUUCCAUAUCACUUGAUUAUGAGUGCCUUGGGUCUUCCAGAGUAUAUGACAUCUGUGAAAAUGUCAGCACUGAAAUUUCAUCAAAUUUAUUGAUCCAGCUUAUUUUCAAAAAUGAAACAUUCUCCGCUCAACCAGAGAGUUCAUCAUGUUCCUGCCAAAUUACCUCCAGGAGCAACAAUUCAGCAGAGGUCACCCUCUCAGCGUAUGAUAUCCGUAUAUCCAAAGGAAUGUCUCUAAACAUCCAUGGAUGUGACGGCACAAACAGGGUAACAAUCAGUGAUGAGAAGCUGCGCUAUUAUCUUGAUGGAAAACUAUGCACAUCCUCCUCUGUCAUGACAUUGUCUCUUUCUGGUGUCAAUCCAAACUUUAUCCCUGACAGUAUCUGGGCUGGUGUUAAAGGGACAGACCUGACGAUCACCUGUGGAAAGCAGUUUGGAGAAGACAAGACCUUUCUUCCUGGUGUAUCUGACAGUGAAGAUGGAUCCUUAGGUACUGUGUACAUUCUGUGUAUUGUGGUUGGAGCUGUCCUAAUCAUCGUUCUUCUGCUGACAGUAGCACACUGUGUACGGAAAAGGCUCAGAAGCUCAGGAAAGUAUGUAACGGAUUCAAGCUUAUCUGACGGAGAACAUGAACCAGAUGUUCCAAAUGGCCCUAACUUCCCUAUGGAAGUUAUUUACUCCCAGCCUCACAAGCCGGCCCACUCCAUGAGUAAGGACGAGAGUGAGGAAAAACUGCUCAAGGGGGAGACAGGAUUAAAGCAGGAUGAGUACUUUGAACUUGAAAAUCAAUAUGAAGAGACGGGUCCUGGCAACAACAACUAUAAAGGAUGUGAAAAAGAGAACUCUGAGAAUAAUGAACCAGAAGUCCGUCCUUAUUCUUUUGCUCACCAGAUAUCUGCACCGCUGCAGAAAGCUCCUAUUCCACUCCCCAGACAGGAAAGUCGUUCCAGCAACAGUGGAAUAUACAACCACUUGAGGGAGCAACCUGAUGUCGCUCCUCAGAACAUCUAUGACAGUUCUGGAAAGGAUGAUUACUCCUCCUUUCAGAGAGAAGCAGCUCCGACUUUGACAGACAACAUAUAUGACAAAGCUUAAUAGACUAUUUGAAUUCAAUUCCACGCUCUUCAUCUGUUGACAUUUCAUUUGCCCGAUCAGUUUUGACUUUCUUCAAUAUUUGACAUACAAAUAAUGAAAGAUGAAUUGUGUUCCUAUUUCCCCAAAGCUUUAAGUAUUUUAUAUUCAUGUAUACAAGCUUUUAUAUCUUCAUCAUCUCCCUAAGAUGUCUUGUCUUCCUCUCUCUUUUUAGCGUCCUUCCUGCAAGGAUUUUUUUUUUUCUAAAGGGCCCGUAAGCCUGUUUGCACACUUAACCACUCUGACUGAUAAUCUAAUUUUUAGCUGAGAGUUCAUUUCGUUAGCAGAUUUUGUAAUGUUGAUGUAGAUGUAACUGUUUGCAAAAAUACUUGUACAAUCAUAACACUUUUGAUUCCGAGUUCUAAUAAUUUAUUUGCCAUUCGGCUACCCCAACCCAUCCCCACUUUCCCAGUGUAUAAACACGUUAGGAAGACAAUCAGAUCCUGACACCCAACAGUCUUCAUCACUACGUGCAGGUGUCUAACUGGGCUCACUGUGCAGAGGGCCCUUGUAAUCGCUCAGUUUAAACAGCUUGCCCUUUAAAAAAAACAUUAGUUGUUCAAAAGCUAGGGGUAAGGCCACAUUAGUUUGACAAGGUGUUAAAAAAAUUCCUAUGCUUUUGCAUUGUGGGUGUUGAUUUUGGCCAAUGAGAUAAUUAAAAAGAAAAAUAACGA
Aplysia californica (California sea hare) is the source of this 2314-nucleotide messenger RNA. RefSeq lists its product as uncharacterized. The record is from RefSeq and is a predicted model, not a curated record. Lineage: Eukaryota; Metazoa; Mollusca; Gastropoda; Aplysiida; Aplysiidae.